Xyrichtys novacula (pearly razorfish) is the source of this 5940-nucleotide messenger RNA. NCBI's taxonomy places the organism in Eukaryota, Metazoa, Chordata, Actinopteri, Labriformes, Labridae. The record is from the annotation of a GenBank genome assembly.
ACACACACACACACACACACACACACACACACACACACACACACACACACACAAAAUAGUUUUAGGUAUUGGUUGGAAUCAUAGACUUUAUGGAGUAGACGGAUGAUAAUUCACGUGUUGAUCAUCUUUUAAAGGGGGAUGCGAAGAUAGAGCCUGGCAACCCUGUCCCUGUCAAAGCCUCAGCGCAGCCUCUGCAGACUAGCCCUGCUGAAGUUACUCUCUGCUGUUAGCGUCUUUGCACUUGUCUGUAGCAUAACUCAGCUAACCAUGGCAGGAAAGCGGGCUCUGGUGAUCCUGUCUAAAGGUGCAGAAGAGAUGGAGACUGUUAUUCCUGUGGACGUCAUGCGCAGAGCUGGGGUCUGUACCUGUCUGCAGCUUUGUUCACUUAUUCUUUACACGUUAGCAGCGAGCUAGCUAGUGAAUGGACAGUAUCUUAACACCAUAUCAACGCUACACUUUGUUUGAGCUGUUUUGUUUAUGGUGCACAUCAGACAUAACACAGAAAUAAGCUAAUAGUGACAGUGGUGUUUGUCGUAUUGAUAAGGUUAUACUUAUAUUAAUCAGCCCUGAUAGCUAACAUUGCCAAACAAACAUUAGCUUAUAGGAAUACUAGCAUAACAAACCCUGCACAGCUCUUCAUAAAUCUGCAUUUACAUGAUUAUAAUGUAUGUGGUAACAGUUGUGUUAAUGCUGACGCACUUUCCUAACCUUUAAAAGUAUGUGCAGACAGAGGCCGAAAUGUCAAAGUUCAACGCCACUCCUCCGCUUUCAAAAUAAAAGUCCUCACUCAUCAUGAACAGAUGGGAUGCUCUGACUUUGACAUCAGACUAAUGUUGUUUUUUUUACUUGACUUCACAAACUCUUAGAUUGCAGUGACGCUUGCAGGGCUGACGGGCAAAGAGCCAGUCCAGUGCAGCAGAAAUGUCGUCCUGUGUCCUGAUGCCAGCCUAGAGGACGCCAGCAAACAGGUUGGUCUCAGCAGAUAUCUACGGUGGCUGAGAACCGCCACUGCUGCAAAUAAAAAAAGAAUGUAAAAAUAAGGUCACAAUGGAGGUUACGGAUGCAAAAACGAAACCGAAGCCCGCUCCAAACAAAAAAAGGAAAGGGUGCAGAUGAAAAAAAAAAAAAAAAUCCACAACAAAAGUUACGGAUGCAAAAAAAAGUGGUGAUGAAAAAAAACAGAUACUGCGAAAAUAAAAGGAUGCAAAUAAAGAGCUGAGCUGCCGGGGACCAAUAAUGAUGAUGCACCAGUAUUUUACGAUCUAGGCACAGAAGACGACGACGAAAAGACGAGCAAAGAAGUGGAAAGGUUAUUGUUUAAUUUCACUUCAUGUGCGAUUCAAUGUGCAUUUAGUCAGGCCAUGUAGCGCCUGAGUCUAGAAUUAUUAGUCCCCGGCAGCUCACUUCCAUUUGGCUUUUAUUUAUUGCAUCCUUUUAUUUUCGCAGUAAGUAACUUUUUUGCAUUGCCACAUUUUUUGCAUCAUUAACUCCCAUCCUGGCCUUUUAUUUUUUUUAUCUGCACCGCCUCUUCUUUCAUUUGCAGUGGGCUUCGGUUUCUUUUUUUAUCAGUAACUUCCAUUGUGGCUUCUUUUUUUUUGCAUUCUUUUUAUUUGCAGCAGUGGCAGUUCUAGGCCAUCGUAUAUAUCGACCAAAACUGUCUUAACAUUGUAGGAGGGCUGCUCAAAGCCAAUAUAAAUACACAUUGAAUAGUCAUAAAGGUGGAAAUGUUCAGUUAUCAAAUUACACUGGAUCACAUCUGGAAAUUUCAACCUUUGUAGUCUCCUUUUAUCUAUUAUGAUUUGUUUCCCAGGGCCCAUAUGAUGUGGUUCUUCUACCUGGAGGAAUGCCAGGAGCCCAGAAUCUGGCAGAGGUAAGAAAUAAAUUCAGACUGCAUUUCAUGCUCGGUCAGUGUGGGUUCAGACCUUAUAUGGUGUUUACCCAUGGGCCAAAAUCAGUCCACAUUAGCCUUGCUCUUCUAAAGCCAAGCCGUCAAGAUACUUUGUUUUUAUGAUAACAUCACAGUAGGUGACCCAGGGGUUCUCAACAUUAGUGAAGCAGAAAACACUCCAUGUGCCCAUGUCAACAAAUAGCUUUCAGAUAACUGUUAUUUUAAUUAAAUAAAAUAGUUGUCAACUUGUGAGUAUGUUGGUGUCAGCCACAAUUCAAGCCUUUUCACUAUUGUGUACUGUGUUUUUACCUCUCCAAAACUCAUUCACCUCACUUUUCUUCUUUGGGCUGUGUAAAUGGUUUGAUGAGAUUUGACUGACAGUUGCAAGUCAACAAGAGCACCAGAUAUUGAAUACAGUAUCUGGGGACUGUUAUAUUAAAAUGUCACCGCCUUUCCACAGAGACCCUGUCAUUAAAAAAAAAAACUUGAAAUGUACGUAGAUAAAACGAUUGAGAAAUAUUUUCAAUGAAUAACCAAAACUAUUUGACUUUAAGGUGUGACCUUUGAAUCAAAUAUCAUUGUUGGUUUUGCAUUUUCCUCUGGUGUGUCAUAGCCGCACAAGCCCGCCUACUUUUUUACAUUGACCACAUAUGGAAGCCUUUUGAGUUAUCCUGCGCCACACAGUGAACACAAAUAUUUGUAGUGUGGUGAUUUAGUGAUAUUUUAAAACUGUUAUCCACAAUGCCAGUUAGAAUAACCCCGAAUAUUUCCCAUUUGUCUAAGUUUUAUGAAAACAUUACCAUAAAUGACUGCAUUACACAACACAGAAAGCACCAUAGUUAGUAACACGGAUUUACAGUUGGCUAACUAGUUUGGAGAAGAUAUGAUUUGAAGCUGUUUCACUUUAUGUAAAUAUUUGAUCUUGAAAACGGCGUCUUGCCAAGUUAUUUGCCCGCUCUCUCACCCUGCACAAAAUCAAUGAAUAACUCGGGAAGCCAAUCGUGAAUGUGCAUUUAUCAUCUAAUGAAAGGGUUAAGGUUAUAUUCCCUGUCAUUUAAGUUUUGUAAAACAGAUUGAAGUUAAUCCUACUGCAAAAUAGGUUGUUGUAUUCCGAGUCUGAAAGAAGACACGUUUCCUCCAACUCAUCCAGAAAUUGUAUUCAGCCAAGAUAAACUGUAAUUUUCAUUUGUUUUGGUCUAAAGAAAUCUGUGGCUGUAUCGCAGCAUUGUCGGGUUAUUUUUCAUGUCAUUGCCGGUAAUUUUCAAUAAUUAAACCUUAGUCAGCACUCUGUGCAAUCACAUGGCCCGCAAAUGACUCAAUGUGCAUCUGGUUUCUUUGCUCUCCCGCAGUCUCCUGCUGUGAAGGAGGUGCUGAAGGAUCAAGAUGGCAGAAAGGGUCUGAUUGCAGCCAUCUGUGCAGGUACUCUCUUUGUAAUAAACAACCUAAAGUCAUAAUUAUACAGGAGCAGCUUCUAAUAGCAAAACCUUAUUCCAGGUUAAGGUUUAAAUAUGUCAAAUUUGAUCAUUUAGCUGGUAUCGUUAAGGAGAUGACAGGUUUCACAGAAUUCAGACUGCAGCAUGCUUGGAUGAACUUUAACUGUUCACUAAUAUAUAUCACAAUUCCAUAUCCAACCAUGUGACCUGUAAACCCUUUAAAUUAUAAACUGCUCUAAAGGUUUGAUAUUAUAGUUUGACCAUAUAGAAGAAAUAUAGCACAGGUAAGUGUGAUUUUAAAAUGCUUUUAAGCAGAGUAAAAGAUCUUUGACAGAAAAUUUGUUCACUUUUUUUACACAUGACAUGGACAUUAUCUGGUAUAAUAAGUAUAUAUACUAGAUAAAGACAGAGGUUGUCACACUUCUUAACCUUCUACAGAAAUAUAUGCACUUUUGUGAGAUGACAGGCUGCAUAAAUUCAUGACUGUGUCUGACCCCUCUUUGGUAUUUGCAAUAAAAGGGUGCAGGUUUGAUUAACAUCUGUCCCUGAGUGAACCCACAAGCACUGACAUUUCAUUUGACAGCCCCCCCUCGUAUGCAGAGAAAGGACACUGGAAGGACAGUUUAAAUGGGGACAGUUGCGGCAAAGUGGAUUGAAGGGUGUCCUAGAAAAUGAGCGAAAAUCCUCACUGGGAUGUACAAGUUAAUGAACCUGCCAGCAAGCGUGAGCCACUCACAAGACGUAUUAUUCCACUGCAGCGAGGAUGAUAUUGUCUCGACAUGGAAGAAAGUCCCCUCUGAAUUGAAAACCCAAACAGUUCUCUUUUUGGGCUCGUCUUUGUUUCAUGUGUGUGAAGUCCUAACCACAAAACAAGCAACAAAAACAAAAUUUUGAGAGUAAUUUGAGACUGUUUCCAACAUUCUGUGUCUACCUCGCUGUCUGAUCCUGAUUUUUAAAAGGUCUCUCUCUCCAAGACCAGCGUCCUCUGGGUGGGGACAAGCUGUAACAGGAGUAGCUUGGCUCUACCGGGCAGUCUGCUGUUCUGCCAGGGGAAAGUGUAAUCUUUAGACUGCAUGGGAAGGCAGCCAAGGAGCAUAAUCAAUAACUUUCUAUUUAUUAACAGUUUUUGGAUGAGCUCACUGCAGUGUUAGGACGUUGCCAAAGUUAAUGCAGCAGCAGUCAAUGUCUUCAGCCUCUCCUUUUUUCUCUGUUUUCAGCGUGAUGCAGUCUUUGGAUACAAGCUGUGAAACUGUAUACAGCAUGCGCAUAUUCUUAGAAACAAUGGUACAGUUAAGGACACCUUCAGGACAAAGUGUUGUCAUUAAGUAUUUUUACUUCUGUCUUUAACUGAAUGUACAAACAGCAACUCCUGAUGUUACAAGUGUUUUUUUUUCUUUUUCUUUUGUGUGUGGGACUUUCACUUGAAGGAAGUGAUUCAAAGAUGUAGUAUUUUUUUCUUUUUCACCCUUGACCCUGACCUUAUGUUUUUAACUGCAUAAAAGCCGGAACAUGCACCGAUACAAGCGACAGACCAAAUUCAUAAGAGCCAGUAUUUAAGCUGUUAACUGAACCUUAAAGAGCUUUGCCCUUCUGCAGGUCCCACCGCUCUUCUCGCACAUGGCAUCGGGUACGGCAGCACAGUCACAACACAUCCUGGCAUGAAAGAGAAGAUGAUGGCUGGAGGUAAAAAAAAAUAUAUAUAUAUAUAAACCAAAAAAAUGCACAGAAAUAAAAGUAUUGACAUUGAGUUGUAAUGCAUAGAUAGUGUUUUUUGACAUUUGUUGCUCUUGUAGAGGGCAGCUAAUAUUGUAGUUGUUUUCAAUGGACAGCAGGUGGUGCUGUAUAGGCUUUUGCCUGCCUCCAAGAAAUCAUGUCACUAUGCAGCAGAGUGGAGCACAGCACUCAGGUUAAAGCAAAUGCUGGAAUUUGACAGAACAUACUAGAAACUGGGUCACUUGAAAAAGUGAUAGAUACUCGAUGUAUAAGUGUCGAUUGCGCGGUCUGAUUGCAAGCAUUCAGGGCUCGUAAUCUAAAGCUUGGAGCUCUCGCGUUGUCAUUAUCUUUAUGGUUUUGCAUUUUGUCUUUUUUUUUUUUUUAGAUCACUAUAAAUAUUCAGAGGCUCGAGUACAGAAGGAUGGACAUUACAUCACCAGUCGUGGGCCAGGAACCAGUUUCGAGUUUGCCCUGACGAUUGUAGAGGAACUGAUGGGGGCUGAAGUUGCAGCUCAAGUCAAGGCUCCUCUCAUGCUAAAAGACUAACCGUAGCCAUGUUCAUCCUUCCAGCUGCACUGCCUGCUUUACAAGUUUGCAACUACUGAGACAGCUGAUCCACUGUAGCUGACACAAAAAGUCAAAGUCACCAGUGACAAAUCAUUCUCCUGAGGGGAUAUAAGGAUGAUUCUGUUCGGACAGGUUAUUGUCUUCCCUUUGUCUUUCUUAGUUGGCAGUAAAAGGCAUCCCUUUGUCAUCUAAUACUGAAACACAAUCUGGAUAAUCACUGCACUGGCUUUCCAAUGGGGUGGAAUUGAUUUCCCUGUAUUGUAGAUUUUCCACAAACGGCUUGCUUCUUACUCUGACAGUUUAAUUGUUGCACAUUAAACGAAAAUGUGAUGAAACUGU